Molecule: messenger RNA, 6192 nt
Organism: Pseudopipra pipra
Lineage: Eukaryota; Metazoa; Chordata; Aves; Passeriformes; Pipridae
Gene: ISL2
Product: ISL LIM homeobox 2
Exons: 6
Coding region: 93-1172 (359 amino acids)
Biological process (GO): positive regulation of transcription by RNA polymerase II; axonogenesis; neuron fate specification
Cellular component (GO): nucleus
Molecular function (GO): DNA-binding transcription factor activity, RNA polymerase II-specific; cis-regulatory region sequence-specific DNA binding
Source: RefSeq, a predicted model, not a curated record
GCGGGCGCGGCCCCCGCCCCGCGCCGCGCGGGUAGUGGUGGAGCGGCGGCGCCGCAUCCCGCAUCGCUGCCGGUGCGCAGGGGGCCGCCCGCAUGGUGGACAUCCUCCUCCCGCGGCCGCUCCCGGGCGCCAUGGGGGAGCCCUCCAAGAGGCGGCCGGGGCUGGCCCUGUGCGCCGGUUGCGGGGGCCGAAUCCAGGACCCCUUCCUGCUGCGGGUGUCGCCGGACCUGGAGUGGCACGUCGCCUGCCUCAAGUGCGCCGAGUGCGGGCAGCCUCUGGACGAGACCUGCACAUGCUUCCUGCGCGACGGCAAGGCCUACUGCAAGCGGGAUUACAGCAGGCUCUUCGGCAUCAAGUGCGCCCAGUGCCGGGCGGCCUUCAGCAGCAGCGACCUGGUGAUGCGCGCCCGCGACCACGUCUACCACCUGGAGUGCUUCCGCUGCGCCGCCUGCGGCCGCCAGCUCCUGCCCGGCGACCAGUUCUGCCUGCGGGAGCGGGACCUGCUCUGCCGCGCCGACCACGGGCCGCCCCCCGACGGCUCCGCCGCCCGAGGGCCGCGCAGCCCCGCGCUGCCUCCGGCCGCCGCCGCGCACCUCGCAGAGCCGGUGCCCGGGCGGCCGCCCGUCCCGCGGCCGCCGGCGCACAAGGCGGCGGAGAAGACCACCCGCGUGCGGACGGUGCUGAACGAGAAGCAGCUGCACACGCUGCGGACCUGCUACGCCGCCAACCCGCGCCCCGACGCCCUGAUGAAGGAGCAGCUCGUGGAAAUGACAGGGCUCAGUCCCCGCGUCAUCCGCGUCUGGUUCCAGAACAAGCGCUGCAAGGACAAGAAAAAGUCCAUCCUCAUGAAGCAGCUCCAGCAGCAGCAGCACAGCGACAAGACGAGCCUGCAGGGCCUCACCGGGACGCCGCUGGUGGCCGGCAGCCCCAUCCGCCACGAGAGCGCCGUGCAGGGCAGCGCCGUGGAGGUCCAGACCUACCAGCCGCCCUGGAAGGCGCUCAGCGAGUUCGCCCUGCAGAGCGACCUGGAGCAGCCCGCCGCCUUCCAGCAGCUGGUCUCCUUCUCCGAGUCCGGCUCCUUGGGCACCUCCUCCGGCAGCGACGUGACCUCGCUGUCCUCCCAGCUCCCCGACACCCCCAACAGCAUGGUGCCCAGCCCGGCCGAGACGUGAGGCGGCCCGGCCGCCCGCCGCCGCGGGACCUCCGCAUGCCUGCGCUCCCUGCAUGAGACACCCGGCCCCGGGCCGCUCCCAGAGCGCCGGACAAACGCCUUUGUUUUUUAAUUAUUCUUAUUUAAAAACAAACAAAAAAUAUGUUACUGACGGCCAAAAAAGCACCGGGAUCCUCGCUGCCUUCACCAGACCGGAGAGAGAGUCCCCGCCCUGGUUAUUUCGUUGUUUUGGGUUUUUUCCCUGCGGAUUUCGAUGUUUCUUUUUUCCCAAAGAAACGUGGAUUUCCCCGCUGGAGCCCGGCACGGUGACAGGCCGCCUCGCCCACCGCUUGCGCCGGAGACGGCUAUUCUUUCCUUUUUGGAAGGGAAAAGGAAAAAAGAAACUACAAAAGGGGGAGAGACUCCCUCAGCGUGCGGCCGCGGAGCCGGCCUGGCCGUCCCUCCGCGCCGUCCAGCCUCAUCUCACGCCGAUGCCUCUCCCGGGCCGCGGCGCCCGGCCCCGCACGAUCGCUGGAAAAACGGGACACGGAAACGAGACUUUUUAACGGGAAAACCAGUACUAAUAAUAAGUUAUCAAUGGACGGAGGACGGAUUGUUUGCGCCUUUAACGAUCAAAAGUAAGUUAUUGUUAUUUAUUGUCAGAGUCAGCGGUUGAAUAGUGGAAUUAAGUAUUUUGGACUUAAUAAAAAAAAAAAAAAAAGAGAAAAAAGGAAAGGAAAGGACUGAAACGAAAAAAAAACCAAAACAAAACCAAAAAGGCGCGGAAGGGCGGCAGAGGGGCGGGCGCGGACCGGGUCGGGACGGGCACAGCCCCGGCUUUUUCCGCACGGCCUCCCCGCACCGCGUUAAUCGGCUUUCAGAACCGGGGCCGCUUAUUUAUAGCCGGGGAGGCGGAGCGCAGGUUUCCCUUUCGGAGCAGCCCCCGGGCUCGGCCGGGUCGUGCCCGCACCUGCCGCGCUGCGGGGCCGCCUCGCCUCCUCCCCGGGCGUGGCGGGGGCUUCCCCGGGGCGGCGGGGCGAGGCGAGCUGACCCCUCGAGCGUAUCCAUCCCCCCGUCCAUACUCAGGCGGCGGCUCCUUAUCUGCCUCUGGCAUCACCUGGGAGCGCGGCGGGGCCGUUCCCGCUUCCUCCCCGUUACCCGGGCGGGACCGCUCCGGACCGGCUCCCAGCGGGACCGCAGGCCCGGAAAGCUCCAGCCACAGCACGCUGCACCCCCCCUACCCUUCCCCGGGCACCCGGGGAGAGCUGGGCCCUGACCGAGCCCUCCGGGCUGCAGGGGAUGGGCAGCGCGGCGCCGGAGCGGCUGCACCACCCCGAGGGGCUGCGGGGCGGCUGUGCGGGGACCGGGCCCCCCGGGCGAGCCGCCGUCGGGGCCGCCUCAGCCCGGGGCCGCUGGGCACCGCCGGGGUGGGCUGUGCCCCGGCCGGGCACAAGUCUGGAGGGGUCUGCCGCUCUCCCAGCCCCGCCGCGGGGCCCCCGCCAUUACCUGGCUCCAUCCUGGUCGCGCUGGGGCUCCUCGCGUUCUCCCGGGGCUGGGCCGCAGCGGGGCCGCAGCAUCGCCUCAGGCGGCGCGCGGCCUCCCCUCAGGCGGCGCGGGCGGGACCCGCCUGCGGGCCGGGCCGGGCCGGGCCGGGCUGGGCCGUGCGGCCGCCGCAGGAGCGGCGCGGGGCUGCCAAGAGAGGACUGUCCCGCUGUCUGUCCCGGUCCCGCUGCCUGUCCCGGUGCCCGCGGGCCGCCCGGGAUCGGGAUCGGCCCCGUCCCCGCCGCAGCGCGGGGCCCGCAGCGCCUCCCGCCCCCUCCCGCGGAAGCGAAUCCCGCCCGGCCCCGGUGCGCCGCUGGGUUUUGCUCCGCGGAACCUUCCCCGCUCACAGAACAUCCCUAGGUUAAACCAGCGUUAUUAAAGUCUUACCGAAACGUUAAAAACGCACAUGGUUUAAAAAAUCCGUAUUACGUGACUUAUCCCAAAUUACCAGAAAAUUAUAAGCAAACUUUCCCCAGAGCCAAAUCUAACGAAUUCUUUUGAUUAGAUUCUGAUUGACUUUUGAUUAAAGAGAAAGACAGCUUAAGGGGCUUUUUCUUUCCUAUCUCCGAGCCCUGUGUUGCUUAUAGUAAUUCAAACACACCAACAUUUGUAACACAGAAGUCACACCAGACAGAAUAAGUUAUUUUAUUACAAGAUAUAUAGAACAUAUUUUCUCUAUUUGCAACCUUAUUUCAGCAGUUCUGCAGUGCAAGUCCCACCACAUCACAGGGUAGAAAACACCCAAAUCAUGACAUCGGAUACAUGAACGAAAUAAACUCAAAUUAUCAAAAUUACAAAACAGAACUUGGAAGUAUCUACAGUAGUUAUGAUAUAAAUAGUGCAAAUUAUAUAUCUACAGAGUAAGUAUUUAGAGUAUCAAAACCGUUUCAGAACAGCCUUUUAAAGAAGGUAGUCAGCAGGACCAGGUCAGUGUGAUGAUGUUAGGGAUUCAAAAACCAAAUACGACACUUAUUUUUUCAAGAAGAACUGUCGAGCUUCUUCCCAGGACUGCCGCGGGAAUCUGUUGGACAGCUCAAGAUAAUCUUGAGAACUGAAAAAUUUUUCUGUUGAAGACAGAACACAAAAUUACCACGUUAUUCCCUCUUAAGAUAAGAUGGCAAUAAAACAAGAAUAACGAACUUGCAGCCAAUUUGAGAUACUUUUACUCCCUCCCCCUCCCAAAAUCUUCUCAGCCCACGGGGGUGACACUUCUGUGGAGCUUGGGACAUCGAGGGCUGGCUUUAAGAAUGGGGGCAGAGGCUCUGGUGAGCAAAGGCUUCCAUUUGUAAGCUUUUGGAUCAGGCUCUGCUUUGCGCAGUGGAACAUUAUACAGCUUUGCACACUUUAUGUUCUUGGACCCACCAGGGACCAGCUCAGCCUCGUUCAGCUCUGGGCAGCCUCAACGGUGUUUUCUGCUCAGCAGCUUUUUUUCCACGGAGGGCUGCGGAGGAGUUGUGCUCCCUGACUCCCAGAGCUCACAGCACAAGUACAAAUGCAGCUUUCACUCCUACGAGUGAACAGGACUGCACAUGUGGGCACAUGUUUGAGGGUCUGACCCUCCACACAGCACCCAACAAUGAAGUUUGUGCUUUCAGGUUGUAUUCCCAUCAGUGUUACUAUUCCCAUUUGUGUUUUGGGGACACCAUCCUUCACAUUCAAGUCAUAUAAUGGAUAAAAAUAAUCCUGCUUAUACUAUUACUGAGACAACUUUUUUGCAACUGGGGAAUGUUUAGAAACCACACUCACAUGUCACCACAUAGUCAUCUUUCUUUAAAAGUUCAUCCAGUUUGAAUAGUGAAAAUAAAAAGCAGUUUUCCAUUUGGGUUUUAGAUGUUUCUUGAGCAGAUUCUCAUGCAAACACAAACCUGGAAAGUUUGUGCUGCAGACACUGCACAAGGCUGCUUCAGACUGAGAGGUAUAAUGCUGACAGUAAAAAUCUCCAUAAAGUUACAUUAAUUUCAUGUGUUAUAUUUUAUUUUUAAACACAAAGCUUAUGUUUUAGACCUAGAACUGCUCAUCUCUUGCCAAAUGUUGGGCAAAAUGGUGGUGGAUUUUUGUUUGCUCUGAGGGAGAAAUGGUUGUCCGAGCGAUGUUCUUUAUGCAAAAUACAGCUAACUCAAGAACAGAUGCCCAUCAGAACUUGAAUUUUAGAUGUGUUUAGCAAGUAACAGCCAUCUCAGCUGAGAAUAUUUCAAAUUUAGCCUAAAGAGGUUAAAUGCUUUUUAAAUAAUACCUUAAUAAUGGAGGGGAAAAAAAAAUCACACCUCUUCUGCAAACCGAUGAACGUCAAAUAACGAUUACAAGACAGUAUUUUACAGAUUUUUGGCUCCCCAGGUGCAUUGGCAUUGCUGCAUGGCUUCUGCAACCUAAAACUUGUGAAGGCAGCCUUUGUGACAGCUAAUUAAAUAUGUGCAGGUACAGUAUCACAUUUUAAGACAUGAUACCACACAGCAUUUAAUAAAGAUUAACAGUCUGAAUCCCUGAUACGACGAGCAGAGGACUGGAAGACACGUCAGAAUGUGAGGGAGCCUCUCUCCAAGCUGUAAAACCAUGCUGCAAGUUACUGUAUUUCUUUUAUCGUGAUGCAGACUCAAAAAAUUUAAAUCACAGUGAAAUAUAAUAUGUACACAUUUUGUUAACCGACUGCUACUCUGUUACACUGCAUUGAACGUACCCCUCUGCUGAGAUAACUGAUUAUCCAUUUGGCCUGAGCUCUGUGCAAAAUCCUACAGGGGAAAAAAAAAAAAGGCAUCAGGUUUUCAGAUCUUACACCUGAGAAAUUAAACCAACAUUUUUAAGUCUUCACAGUCACUCAAAAAUACUAAUACUUUAUGAAAACUGUAAAUUAACAAACUCUGGUUUGUUUGCUACAUAUAACAACAGAAUACUGCCAGCAUUUAAAUUCUAUAAUAUAUAUAGUAGAUUUUUAUUCCUUUAUUUAUACUUGUUUUGGAAAAAAAAUAUUUUUAGUACACAACAAAGAACCCAAGGCUUUAAUAUCUUCUUAGGAAAUAGUUAUUAUUGGGAUUUUUAUUUACCACAGCUAUGUCUCUGUAAAAGAAAUGGUGUUUCAGAUCUUUGCUCCUGACUCCAAAUACACUCUUACAACACCCAUGAAUGAUUCCCAUUUCAAUGGCUGUGCUUCCCAGUGACCUGGGAGCCCGAGGCCCUGAUCUCUUGGGAGUGUGUGAAGUUCCUCCCCAGCGGGGUAACCCCAGCCCAAGCUGUGGGGCAGCCAGGAUGAGCACCCAGAGCCCGGUGUGGAUUCCCUGCUGCAUCCUCGCAGUCAGCAAGGACCUCGACCUCGCUCGGAACAUGUCGGCUGCCCCACCACAGAUCCUGUCUUUUGUUGGAGCAUCCACCGAGCAGAACACUGAAGAAGGUAUUAUCUGAUAAGAGAUACAAUUUAGCAAAUCGUGGAUACUCCUAAAUGUUUUUUAAUUAUUUCUGCGCAUCUAAAAGCAGAAGCAACAAAAAUAAACGGGUUGAUGCAAACUUCA